Messenger RNA from Scatophagus argus, 3074 nucleotides. RefSeq lists its product as uncharacterized. Lineage: Eukaryota; Metazoa; Chordata; Actinopteri; Scatophagidae. Bases 1 to 1728 code for a protein of 575 amino acids. The record is from RefSeq and is a predicted model, not a curated record. The transcript has 16 exons.
AUGUUUGCAGAGUGUUUUCAUGCACAGAGGAGGUUUAGCUCCAGCUCCCUGUUGCACAGAGGCAAAUCCACUGUGGCAGCAGCCAGCGAGAGCAACUGGAAUGAAUCCAUCCGACACAUGAGCCUACAUAAAGUCAGUGUGUCGCCUGUAUUUACUCCUCAGUGUGUGUACCAACAUUUGGCCACUGUGAAACCCAGUAACGACAAUGCAUCUGUGGUGAUCAGCACUAAAUUCACCCUGACUGUGCGAGUGGAGUCACAGACCAACAAUGUGACUCUUUGCAGGUGGAGUCAGACAUAUGGAGAAGGAGGUCAUUUCUCUGUUUGGAUCCAGGUGUCAGAGGCUACCAGUGAUGCCACCUGCAUUCACACUGUUGAUAAAAGAGCAAACAAGGCAUACCUGCGUAAGUGCACAACACUGAUGCAGAACACAGUGGGUUUUCUCUGGUUACUCCGGCUUCCUCCCACAAUACCAAAAACAUGCACGGAUGGAGCACGUGGUUGUGAAGCUGAGCACAGUACCACUGAAGCUAAACAAAAACGGCUGCGCUCACUGGACACGUUCCGAGGGUUUGCCCUGACAGUGAUGGUUUUUGUGAACUAUGGUGGAGGAGGCUACUGGUUCUUCCAGCAUGCACCAUGGAAUGGUCUGACUAUAGCAGAUGCUGUCAUGCCGUGGUUUGUAUUUAUUAUCGGGACUUCAGUGGAGUUGGCUUUCAGAUCUAUGCAGAGGAGAGGAGUCGGCCGCCUGCAGCUGCUGCGCAAAAUCACCUGGAGAACAGUCGUCCUCCUGAUGCUCGGCUUCUGCUUCCUCAACUACUCUCCAAGAGAUGGACCAUUGUCAUCGUCCUGGCUGAGGAUCCCUGGAGUGCUGCAACGUCUGGGCUUCACCUACUUUGUUCUGUCUGUUCUGCAGACUUUCUGGGGCCAGAAAGAAAUCCCGCUGACAACGCAUCACUGGUGGAGCCCCAUCCAGGAUGUGGUCCUUUUUGGGCCUCAGUGGCUUAUUAUCAUCCUGCUGGAGACUCUUUGGCUCUGCAUCACUUUGCUCAUGCCUGUACCUAACUGCCCCACAGGGUAUUUGGGAGCUGGUGGAAUUGGUGAUAAUGGCCUAUACCCAAACUGCACUGGAGGCGCAGCGGGAUACAUUGAUAGAUGGAUGUUUGGUGAUAACAUGUACAAAUACCCCACAUGCAAAGAAAUGUAUCACACCACGCAGCCCUUUGACCCAGAGGGGGUUCUGGGUACAAUCAACUCCAUUGUCAUGGGAUUCCUGGGGAUGCAGGCCGGGAAAAUUAUCAUUUUCUACAAGGAGAAGAACAUCCACGUCCUCUGUCGAUUCCUAGUCUGGGCCAUCCUCCUGGGAAUCUGCGCAGCCAUCCUUUCUAAGUGCACACGAGACGGAGGAUUUAUACCUGUCAAUAAAAACCUUUGGUCGCUGUCCUAUGUGAUGUGUAUGGGCUGUUUCUCCUUCCUGCUGCUGGGAAGCAUGUACUUUGUCACAGAUAUUAAGGGUUGGUGGGACGGACAGCCAUUCAUAUACCCAGGGAUGAACUCCAUCUUUGUAUAUGUUGGCCACUCUAUCCUGGGUUUCUACUUCCCGUUCAGCUGGGAGAUGCGCUUCCAGGAGAGCCACUGGGAGUGGCUCUUCCAAAGCCUGUGGGGAACUGCACUGUGGGUGCUCAUUGCUUACCUGCUGUACAGGAAGAAAUUCUUCCUCAAAAUAUAAACCAGCAUUAUUGUCUGUCCACUUUUUAUUCUGUCAAUGCUAUUAUAUUAUUUUUCAGUUCUAAACAAACACUUUUCAUGGUAAGGUAUAUAGAUUAUUAUAACAUCUGUGGGAGUUUUAAAAAAAUCUGGCCAACUGUUCUUGGCUUGAUCACUUUAGUUUACUUUUCACUGAUAUAUGACCUACCCACGUACGUCCGAAUGAAUCCUACUGAUACUAAUGUCCAAGCCAUCUGAAUAUUUUUUUAAUCCAACAAGCUGCAGCACAGGGAGAAAAAAAAAGUGUGAAAAUGCUCAUCCAUGAAACCCAUUAAACCACCUCCCACUUUCUAAAGAAGAUGUCUGUCUGCUGUCAGCGUGGGCAGCUGAAUAUUUAUUUGAUGCCACUUGUUUUGUGCACUGAAUAGACUGAUUAAAUCAAAUAUACUGAGGUGGUACUUAACAAAUUAGGCCGAGUGAUUCCACUACACACAAGGCCAGCCAUUAUGAGUCUGUUGCCAUGGCCACUCCUUCUCCUUCUGUGUGUGUGUAUGUGUGUGUGUGUGCCGGUACCAUCUGCUGUCCGAGUGACAAUACUUUAAUAGGGGUCAAGAUGUACAGCUCACAAAGGAGUGUCAUUAAUGGGACAGACACCUCUUGCACUCAUUGUAUUGGAAAAUCAGGGAAAUUACACAAAUCCAAUUCAUCAGAGAACAACAACGAGCCCCCAGGAGACUGAACAUGUUUUACAUCUUACAUAUUUCAGCUACUUACCUUCUGAAACGGGUGAAUUUUAUACUUGGAUUAUAAUAUUUCCACAUGGUCGAGAAUCAGGUUGAGUGAUUUAUAUAUAUUUCUGUAGAAUGUGUCCAUGAAUGUACUGAACACAGUCAGAUCAGAGUAUCGUGCCUUCAGCCUCAGGUCAGUCAGUGUGCAGAUCAUGAAAUGAGCAUCUACUUAAUGAAAUGAAACAGCAUCAUGCUCUUCUUCCAGAGUGAAAUCAUAUUACACACUCCUCAGAAGCUGCAAUAACGUUGCUUAAUACGGUGUAGUGGUUUUGGUAACUGUCUUAUGAACAGAGGUUGUUGUUGAAUCCCUGUAGGUGCAUCCUCCCCUCUUGAACAGGAAUCAAGUCCGUAAUUGCUUUCCCGAACUACCGUGCCAGCAAUGGAAACGCAUAGCUGCAUCUUCAUGAGAUGAAAAUGAAAUCAAUACAGACUCACCACAGAGGUCUAAAGAUAUCUUUUGUGCAUUUGCAUGGAAUAAUAAAGUUUUGUAUUCAAGCAUUUUUCUUACUCUGCGUGACUUGCAGUAUCUGUAACAGCAUGGUGAGCUCAAAACCCAUUUCACAAACCCAAGAAGCUGUUA